AUGAAAAUACACAACCGUGCCGAUGGCUUGCUGCUUGGUAGCUGGCAACCCUCCCAGGGCUUGACAACGGAGCUGUUUGGUGCGGCAAUUGAUAAUCCUUACGUUCCGACUGCCACAGCUAUUACUGCGCUUUUGCGUGGUUCUCGAAUGCCCAACGAGAACACAAGGCCCGCACCCCGAGCACGUCCUUGGUCGAUAUUGAAAUCUCUCUUAUUUUGCAAGCUGGGCAAUGUCGUCCAAAACCUGAAUAUCUCCGAGUCUUCGGGCCUCCCAGACAAAUCCGGUCCGAUGCGGAUAAGUCCGAAGAGGUCUAUCAUGGAGCAGGACUAUCAGCUCGUUAAACAGCUGAUCAAGCCACGUCCAAUUGAAACCCGUGUAUACAAUGCAAUAAUACUCGUUGGCUACGCCGUCAUUAUCGGCUUGACAUGGCCUUUUUCGCUCGUCACAGGAACACUUUCUUUAACGAAUGGUGGCCCUGCCGGGGCGAUCUGGAUGUACUUGAUUGUCUGCUUCGGCAUGUUCAGUGUUGUGCUCUCCAUGGCAGAGAUGGCCUCUAUUGAACCCACGACCGGUGGUCAAUACCAUUGGGUGUCAGUUUUUGCGCCUCAAACACAUAAGAAACUUGCCAGUUAUCUUAUUGGUUGGAUGCAGGGCAUUGGAUGGGCGGCUUUCGGGGCUGGAGCUAGCUCUAUCGCUGCUUCAGCAAUUCUAGGCUUGGCUGUUGUAGCCUCGGACUCAUACAUUCCAGAGACAUGGCACGUCACUCUAAUUACCAUUCUCAUCUGUACCUGCGCUAUUAUCUUCAACAUUUUUCUGGCUAAACGACUGCCUGGUAUCGAAGCUGCAGUGUUCAUACUCUACAUCUUGGCCUUUGUCGCAGAUUUCAUCAUCUUGUUAGCAAUGGGCCCACGAUCCGGCGCAAAGUGGAUAUUCGCACAUUUUGAAGACAAUGCGGCUUGGGGUAGUAUAGGCACUGCGUGCUUUGUGGGAAUCAGUGGACCCGUCAUCACGCUGAUAGGGUCUGACUCGGCAGUUCAUCUUGCCGAGGAAUUGAAGGGGGAUGAUGUUAAGUCUAUCCUUGCCACCAGCACUGGUCAGCCGUACAUUCAGGUCGUCUGGAACGCUACGCAGUCUCGGACCGCAACAACAGUCCUGGUCGCCUUUAUCAUUCUCUUUUUCAUAUUUUCCGGCAUUAAUCAGAACGUUACGUCAUCACGCCAGAUUUGGGCGUUCGCUCGUGAUGGAGAAUUGCCUUUCUCUGGCUGGCUAAGCUACGUAUCACCGACUAGGAAUAUUCCGAUACGCGCUGUCCUCCUGUCGUGGUUCAUCGCCUGUCUGCUUGCGCUUAUCCCUCUUGGAUCGACUGCCGCUUUCAUCAAUAUUCAAACCAUUGGUAAUUCCGGACUGCUGGUCUCGUACUUGAUCUGCAUUGGCUACCGGCUUAACCACCGCAUUAGAAUUAGUCUGUACGGUAAUCUUGACAAGCCACCCUCGUUUUGUCUUGGCGAAAGUUGUGGGAAUAUCAUAAACACCGUCGCGAUUGUUUUCCUCACAUGCUGCUUGAUCUCGGGCAUGUUCCCCGUUGCGCCGAAUCCAACGGUUGAAUCGAUGAAUUGGAGUUCUCUGGCGCUGGGGGCUACGCUGUUCAUUGCUUUGAUCUCCUACAUAUGGCUGAGGAAGACUUACCUUGGGGCUGGUGUUGGUAGACCCAUUGAGCUUGUUGACAAUGGAGUGAAGAAGGUAAAGACCCUUGAUCGACGAUCCUAG
This is a messenger RNA of Endocarpon pusillum Z07020, 1767 nucleotides long. RefSeq lists its product as uncharacterized. Gene Ontology annotation, biological process: amino acid transport; transmembrane transport. Gene Ontology annotation, cellular component: membrane. Lineage: Eukaryota; Fungi; Ascomycota; Eurotiomycetes; Verrucariales; Verrucariaceae. The coding region runs from base 1 to 1767 and encodes 588 amino acids. Gene Ontology annotation, molecular function: transmembrane transporter activity. The transcript is spliced from 7 exons. The record is from RefSeq and is a predicted model, not a curated record.